Molecule: messenger RNA, 1580 nt
Organism: Coturnix japonica (Japanese quail)
Lineage: Eukaryota; Metazoa; Chordata; Aves; Galliformes; Phasianidae
Product: noggin-like
Biological process (GO): negative regulation of BMP signaling pathway; negative regulation of cell differentiation; dorsal/ventral pattern formation
Source: RefSeq, a predicted model, not a curated record
GUUCUCUCUCCCCUCCCUUUCCCUCCCUCUGCUUUAGCUGCUGAUCCAUUGAUCUCUCUCCGUAAUAUUUUUUUCCCCUCUCCCUGAGGUUGGGUUUGGAGUUAACUCCUCUCUUCCCAGCCUUCCUGUGGGUUCAGGUGCUUCCACCAAGGGAGAGGGGGGCUGUGUGAAUGGGAGGAUGCAGGUGGGCAGGAUCCCACAGAUCUCCCACCUCUAUGUGCCUGGGAUGCGUUUCCCUACGUUUCCAGGGAGUGUGGAUGUCUCAGCCUGCCAGACCCCUACCUCAUCCUUGGGAUAUGGGUCUAAGUCCUGUGAAGAAUGAGCAAAUCGUUGCUAUUUUUAGCUGUUAAUUAAUUGCUGGUGGCAUGGCGGAAAGUGCUGUGGCACAGAGCAGAUGAAGUCUCAGACCUGGGGUUGGAGGUUGAAGCGGGUUUUGUUCUCUGUCUAGAGCAGGUCUGACCUCUCACCAGCAUUUCCCUCCCUGGAGAGGGAGGACAGGCUGUCCAAGUGAAGGCACCUCCAGGCGUCCAGCUUUGUUAUCACCACCUGGGACAGUGUGUGCUCUGUCUGCUCACAAGAAGCAGCUGUAGCCCACACAGCCCUCCCACCCCUGGUCCAGCCGCCCUUCUGGAAUGGGACACAUCCCUGGGGUGGGGAUGAGUGUGGUUUGGUGAUCCUUUCUCAGCAAGACCUCAAAGCUGGCAGCUUCCCUUCGCUGGGAAGGUCCAGCCUGCCUCAUCAAGCACAGCCAUGGGGCAGGAUGGGGAGGAGGAGAAGGAGGCACUGGAUUCUUCCCCUCCAUGGCAGCCUAUUCUCCCAGUGGCAGCACAGUUGGAGGGCCCCUACUGCUGCCUCCUGCUACUCCUCUGCCUGCUGCCACUGCUUGCCACCGGCCUGGAAGACCCCCGGGAGCCACUGCCACUGCCAUUCAGCACCUCCGACCCUACUGCCCACUUGCUGCGCGGCCGCCCUUCGGCCCCGGUGCGGCCCUACAGCCUGUCGCUCUCCCCUGAGGACUAUCGCUACGCUCCCAAGCCUCGCCACCUGCGGCCCGGCCGACUGCGCCGGCUGCUGGGCCCAGCCUUCGACCCCUUCUGGAUGUCAUCCGAGGAGCCGCUAGGCCGCAACCUCAGCGCCAAGGAGGAUCUGGAAACCAUGAGCCGGGAGCUGGCAGAGGGCAGCGGGCGGUACCGCCGCAAGCUGUGGAGGGAGGUGGAGGGGAUGGAGCUGCCCCCAGAGCUGCCCGUCGACAUGGUGCGGUCUCUGAGGCGCUGGCUGGUGGAAAGAGCCUUGUGCCGCCUCACCUCCACAUGGGUGGACCUGGGGCCCGUCUUCUGGCCCCGCUGGGUGCGACACACCGCCUGUGGGACCGACCCUCCCUCCUGCUCGUGGCCCCCAGGCAUGGCAUGUCGCCCAGCCCAGCUCACACACCUCAAGCUGCUGGCUUGGCACUGCUGGGCCGCCCGGCCCCCUGGGCCACCGCAAUGCGCAUGGAGGCAGAUCCCCUACCCCGUGGUGGUGGCCUGCAAGUGCUCCUGCCGCUGAGGGGGUGGGAAAUAAAGGGCUGAAAGCCAAACGGG